GGUCUGCUGUUUCAAUUAUUUCUAUACUUUGAGAAUCGCAUUAUCGUUUAUUGAUUCGAUAAGUUUUAAAUGACCAGUGACGUGAAGGCGGCCGCGACAAUCGCAUUCGAAUCGUUCUCAUUAUUCUCCGCGAUUGUUGUUGCCUAAAAGGAACGCUAAAAAAUUUUCGCGAGUGUCUCUCGUCAAGUGUCAAAGGAACGUUUAUAUAUAUCGCAUAUUUUACGUUGCGUUCUCGCCAAAGUGCAUCGAAAGUGCAUUGCGUGCAUCGAUCGUUAUCAGGUAUUUUCGGCAAUAAUCUUACGAAUAAUAAUAUCGAUAAAUGUGCAAAGCGGCGAUCGCGCCAUUUUCUGAUUUCGCGGCACUUUGUGCAUCGACGAUGCAAAUUUGAUCAUGUCACAACUCAUCAAUCCUUCUUGUCUCAUCAAAAUUAUUUGACCGUUAUCAAAAUAGAAUAAGUUAAAUAGUGUAAUUUCAUUUUAAUUUUAAUUAAGAAUAAAUUAAAUUUAUUUAAAUAACGCAAAUUUGAUUUAAUGGAGGCCAAGUCGCGAUUCUAUAUCGAAAGAGAUAUUAAUCGACAACAAAGUGUCCAUGUGCUUGUAUAUAUAUUCUACGAUGCAAAAAAUUCAUUUAUUUCGCAUAUUUGAUGUAAUAGAAUGAUUCAUUGUAACAGAGAAUGGCAUCCAUGGAAAAUACUCGCAUUUGCAUUACGACCGUUACGCGGAGCCACGAGGUGCUGUCAUCUGGCGACGAUUGUAGGAUCGUGCUUUCGGCACUACGUGACAGAGGGCUUCGGAGUGAGAAAAGUGGGGGAGCGGCGCGAGGAAGAAAAUGGCCGACGAGGCUACGGUAAAAGGGCAGGGACGUCGUGCGAGGUGCGCGUUGCGCGACACGAGAUUGCCAGUUUCGCGAUAGACCGCGCGAAAAAGGGCCGUCGAACUUCCGCCGGGGAGGGCCCUACGACGUCGCUCGCGGUCGCGUCGCGCGUCCCGCCGUCAAAGCCGCACAGACAGAAACUGAAGCCCGUUUCAUCGCCUGCCGUCACCUGUCGUCGAUCGCUGUCGUCGGUGCUUCGACUUGGCCGUUUUAAAAAAGCGCUCGCGGGCUGAGUUUAGCCGACCGAGGAAGGCUCGCCGAGAGAUAAAUCCAGCUCGCGAGCCGUAUCGCAAUUAUUAAAAUCCACAAUGGCAGUUAGGUAGUUGUGGAAAUUAAAACUGGACAUUCGUGAACUUCGAGUAUAUUUAUUUAUUUUGAAGAUGUAAAGAAAACAAUCAUAAUGAAGCCACAGAAGAAGGGUGCUGUUGCCAGAAAGGCAACUAAAAUGCCAACAGUCGCCAAGAAACGUCGCACAUUUAUAGAGAAGACCAUGUCCGAUGUGAGGAAAGAGAAGAAAUCAAAGAAAAAUGAUAAAAUGGGAGAUCCAAAGAAGAAGAUAGACAAUGAUAAGAAGAAAUUAGAAAAAGUGGAAGACAAGAAAAAGUUUGAUGACAAGAAGAAAAUGGAGGAAAAACGAAAGGAACGAUCAGAAAAGCCAGAUGAAAAGAAAAAACAAUUAAACAAAGAUUAUGAAAAAAAAUCUGACAAAAUUGAUGAAAGGAAGAUAGAAAAAGGAGAUGAUAAAACAAAUAACGAAGAAAUAAAUCAAGAGAAUACGGAUAAAAAAAAAUUACCAAAAUGUGAAGAGAAAACGAAAUUAGAGAAACAAUUUGUCGAUAACAAAAAGAAGAUUGAAAAAGUGGAGGAAAAAAAGAAGAAUAUAAAAUUCGACGAUAAUGCGAGUAUGGAAGAUAAUAUAAAAUCUUUAAAUACAAUGGAAAAUAAGGAUGCAUUUGAAGAUAAGAUUGAUGCCCUCUCUCCACUUACUAAGAAAAGAGGUAAAGAUGAGAAGAAGAAAGAUGUCAAGCUGAUUAAAUCUGAUAUCAAGACAAUAUCGAAAAAUUCUACCGUGAAAGAUAAAAAAUCUGAACGAAAGAAAAUUUCCGAGAAGGAUGCGGCAAGCAAUAAACUUUCUUCUGCUAAAACAAAGAAAGAUUCGAAAACGAAACAAGGUCAGAAGAAAAAUAUUACAAGAAAAACAGUUCUGACAAAGAAGCCUCAUUUAUCGGUAGUUAAAAGAUUGGAUAAAAAAAUCAAGUUAGUCAAGCCAAUUAAAAGCGAAGAAAUGAGCGAAGAUGAGGAUACAGUUAAAAAAACAAAGAAGAAAAAUAGUAAUAUUGCCAAGACCAAAAUUUUACAAGAAAAAAAACCGAAAUUGGCCAAGCACAUGAAAGCCAAACUGCCUCAGAAACAUUCAAAAAUCAGUGCUGUCUUAAAAAGGGAAGAUAAAUUGAAAGAUAUAACGGAGAAGAUUAUGGCAAGAAAGAAAAUUGAAUUGAAAGAAUCUGAGGAAAUCGAACAUAAAAAGAUUACAAGUAAAGAUGAGGCUUGUCAAGGACCAGAAGUGAGUAGCAUUAAAAGUGAAAUCGUAGAGGAUUCAGAUAAAAGAAAAGAAGAGAGUUUUCAACCAAAAUUACAGGAUAAUAAAAAAGCUAUCAAAAGUGGUAACAAAAUUAGCAGCAAGGCUUCAAAAAAGGCAGGAAAACCAAUAAGGGUACAAACGGAGAGCAAUAAUCAAACGUCAGCUUCAUCUGAAGAUUUAUCUUCUGAGGAAUUUAACAAACAAACUAAAGUUUCCGAAGAAGGCGUAAAGUCUGCGAAACAGGAACAAAUCGGCUCUGAGAACACGGUUGAAUUAGAUCUAAAAGUCGAAGCAAUGAAUGGAGAGAGUGCCAGUGGCGUUACAUCUCAAUCUGACUCGGAUGACGAUUAUGACGAUGAAUACAAGAAAGGUAAGCAAAAGGAUGUUAAGAAUAAAGAUCGAGCUAAUUCACCGUCGGACGAACGUGCGCGAGGAAUGCGACUUUUUGGCUUUUGGAGUAAACCAAAACCACCCAGAGUCGCGUCAUUGAAUGCCUUGGCUAAAGUUCACUGCCUAUACGAAAAUGAGACCGGCGGAGUUUAUCUUGGAGGUUUUUGCAAGUCGAAACCCGAUAAGGAAAAGGAAAAGCCGAAGAAAAUGAAGGAGGAGAAGGAGGAGCAGCCGCGUAAGGAGAAGGAGAAGGAGAAGAAGGUCGAAUGCAAAACAGAGGACAACGUUUUGAAAAGAAAGUUGAGGAAUGUGCCAGGAUUACGUGGCAAGCACUGGGAUAUGUUGGAGAGCUCGUCAUCUUCGUCUUCUUCCGAUGAAGACUGCGAGAAGGAAAAGAAUGCUGAACCAAGCAAGAAGAAAAUGACCAAAAGGAGGAAGAAAAACGAGGAAGUAAUGGAUCUGAAGGACAUGGUUGUUUGCAAGAGGAUGGCCAGUCUUAAUGCCACUGCCAUUUUGGCUGCUUCCUACUCCGACGAGAAAAAUCUUUGUGGUACCUCCAGCAGUGAUACCUCCAGUGAGUCGGAAGUAGAGAUAAUUAAAAGACGUAGACAAAAUGACUUGGACGUAGAUAAGAAGAAAUCCAGACAAGGCUCCGAUCCGGAGGAGGUUAUUAAGCCAUCCAAGAAAGUUGUCAUCGUUAAUCAGGACACGGACGUCACUAUCACUGGUGUUUACGUCAAUCAAACUCGAUCCACCCACCAUGAAGGUUUUUGCAGUAUUGCUGGUAUGCAGUACAGAAUCAGUUCUACCAGUCAUACUCAAACUGCAGCUACCGCAGUGGCUACUGAACUUCACGAUCAGCAAAAGACGGAACAGCCUUGCAAAUCCUACACGCCACUAGGUGCAUUAUCUUCUAUGCAGCCACCAGGUAGCCAGGGUAAUCAUCCUAACAUGUCACCUCGCAGGCAUUCAGCAUUCUCAGCUCCUCAUCAACAUGGGUAUUAUCAGCCGGCUGGUCCACUGAUACAGCACCCACCUCCACCACCACCGACCUUACCGCCCGUUAAGGGUCCACCUCCAGAACCAACGCCCACGCCUCCACAAAAUUCAGAGGGUUCGGAUGAUCUGGUCGCCACUUCCACGACUUCUGGAGGCACAAGCAGUACAGGUGGCGGCUUUUAUAGGACGUAUUGCCCGCAGUACUACGGCACGCCGCCGCAAUAUCCGGAUCUGUGUUAUCCGCCGACGUAUUCUCAUCCUCACCCUCAUCCGCCGCAUUACUACAAAUACCCGCCCACCUACAGAAGGCAAUACUAUGGUUAUCAAGAGUCCGGCGGGGGAGGCGGACCGCCGCCGGGCAGCGGAGCCGCCGGGGGUGGCCCCGGAGUCGUUGAUUAUCAGCCACCCCCGCCACCGCCCGGCGAAUAUCCGCUGCCACCCUAUUACGGGGGCUACCCUCCGCCCCCCCAUCCGCCGCCACCUCCGAAUCCGGCAUAUCUGCAUUCUCAGGGAAGACCUUUCGUAGACCCAUUUCAGGGUUGUCCAUGCCCGAUGCAAUCGUGUCCAAAAAACGUGGAUACUGGGGCCCUUAUUGGUAAUGGUAAGGGAGCGCCAGUGGUAUCGGGGCCCGGUCUGUCAUUGCCACCCAGUGCUUUGGUAGGUCCGCCCUCGCCAGCGAGGGGGCUAGCUGGGCUAGCUCCUCCUCAUGGUGCCAAUGCCUGGGAUGCGGAUCGGGUCCAAAUCAACACUCAUCGCAACCUAAAUCAGAACCAACCCCCCUCAGUCCCGCCGUCGCACAAUCUAGUCGGUGGGCAUAGUCGCCUUCAGAAUCAAGACUGUAGGAGUAAGGAUGAGAAAAAUUGUACAGAAGAUACGCUGAGGAAAUGCGGUUGUCAGAACGCGUGCACGUCCACCUGCGAAGUCAAAAUGGAAACACUGUCGCCAACCGAGAAGCUUUCGGUGGCGGCGAAUUGUCCCAGCAGCAAGUAUAACAAUUUUAAGCUGGAGAACAACAAUGUGAAAUGCGAAUCCUGCAGCAUGGAGAUCGCCGACGGGCUGCCAUGCGUCGCCAAUUGCAAUGUCGUUAAAUGCGAGUCGGAUUACAAAUGCGACAUCAUGAAGUGCGAGCAGUGCAUGAAGGAGGGCCAGAUAGCGAUAUUAGAAAUGGACAAGGAUUCCGGCAUCGUGCUGGACGACAAGCUCGACAGUGAUCCUGAUGUGAAGGAGGAGCUAGAUGUAGUGGUGAUUGACGGUGACGAGAAUUGGAAGAAGCCCGAUUACGAACCGACUGUGCAAGAGACCGUCGACGAUAAGGAAGUUGAAGAGGAGGAGGAAAAGGAGCAGGAAAUCACGCAGGAACCGGUCGCGGCCGAGAUCGAGGCUGAGGAGCAGCUUAAGUGCCAAAAGGUGACGAAGAGGAAACUUUCGCUGGACAGCUUAUCGGACAGCAGGAAAAAGAGGAAACUGAGCAAGAGGGCUUUGUCGGUUGGCUCGUCUCAGGAUUCGAGCAACGAGCGAUUACCCAAUGUCAUCGCGCCGAUCGAGCCGUUGUCGAAUAAAACCGACAGCGUCAAAGCCGAGACGAAUGUUCCGAAGAAGAAGCAAGUGAAAAAAGACACAGGACCUCGUGGUCAAAAACGCAAAGCAGAGACGCCAAGCGUGAACGAGAAUGCGACGAAGAAAGCGAAGAGCGGCAAACAGAGCGCGGGUAAUAGCGUCAUGAAUUGUUUGAAGCGGACUGCCAGUGAUAUCUCGAUAAUGGAGACUAUCGACGAUGUGAUACAACAGAGUCUGCAGAUGACGCAGAGAAAGGAUCAGAAAAGUAAGAACUGCGAACGCGUGGAGAAGAAGAAGAAGAACGUCAAAGAGGAAUCAUUAUUGACGGUGAAGAGGAUCGCGAAGAAGAUCGAUCAAGUGAAACAGCAGUUUAUCGAGAAGAUGUCGAAAGCAAUCUCGAAAAGUGGUCAAUCCAAAAGUAAAGCGGACGCGAAACCGAAAUCUAAGGCUUUGCAGGACGCUAAGUUCAAGGGCAAGAGCAAGGUUGCUAAAACCUUCGCGGAGACGAAGGUCCAGGACGCGAAAUCUAAGGCGACGCAAGACUCGAAAGCGAAAGACGGUUCGAAAAAGCGCGAUAUCGCGUUCAAGAUCAAAGCGAACGAUGUCAGCGAAGAUUUGAAGAAGCCUGCGAUAAUUAAGAAGAAACGGAAGAAUGAGGAAACGGCUAUACGGCGAUGUUACGCGAGUAUGAGUCACGAGAGCGGCGACGUAUUGCGACCUCGAGACUGCGUUUUGCUGAAGAGUGGUACGCGGAAAGGCGACUUACCAUAUGUAGCGAAGAUCGCCGCGCUCUGGGAGAAUCCGGACGACGGUGAGAUGAUGUUCUCGUUAUUGUGGUACUACAGACCUGAGCAUACAGAGCAGGGUAGAACGCCGCAUGACAGCGAGGACGAGGUAUUUGCUUCGCGUCAUCGGGAUGCAAAUAGCGUCGCUUGCAUAGAAGACAAAUGUUACAUCUUGACGUUCAACGAGUAUUGUCGGUAUCGUAAAAACUUACGGAGGAUUGAAGAAGGCUUAGAGAAUCCUGGCUUGAUAGUUCCGCCAGGGGACCAAGUGUAUCCACGGGAGAAUCGGCAGCCGCCUAUACCAGUACCAUCGGACAUGGUGCUUUUCUGCCGACGUGUUUACGACUAUCGCGGGAAGAAGCUCGUGAAGAAUCCCGGAUGA
This is a messenger RNA of Formica exsecta, 6568 nucleotides long. It is a transcript of the gene Hers, whose product is annotated as inactive histone-lysine N-methyltransferase 2E. The record is from RefSeq and is a predicted model, not a curated record. Gene Ontology annotation, molecular function: chromatin binding. Lineage: Eukaryota; Metazoa; Arthropoda; Insecta; Hymenoptera; Formicidae. The transcript has 13 exons. The coding region runs from base 1274 to 6568 and encodes 1764 amino acids.